Molecule: messenger RNA, 924 nt
Organism: Fusarium graminearum PH-1
Lineage: Eukaryota; Fungi; Ascomycota; Sordariomycetes; Hypocreales; Nectriaceae
Exons: 2
Coding region: 1-924 (307 amino acids)
Source: RefSeq, a predicted model, not a curated record
AUGCCUACCGCAACAGAAUUCUUUGGCAUUACUGCCCAUAAUCUCGGUCCUCUAACAACUACUUACACUGCUCCAACAUCUUGCGCAACCAGUGUGAAAAAUCCUGUCUUCGUCAACGCAACUACACCCCACCAUUUCCUGGCCUCGGCCGGUUGUAAUUGGGCUUCCUAUGGCGAUUGCAUUCCCAGUGGUAAAGAGUGGGAAUCAGGAGAGCAGCAGACAUCUACUUUCUUCCAAUACACUUCAGUAUAUUUUUCGCCGGGUAUUUAUUGUCCUGCAGGAUGGAAGACUGCCGGUCUAUUGGCGCAUGCUAAGGAUGGAAAGUUCAGCGCCUCUGGUGCACUGACGACACCAGUAUCGACAUUUGAUGGAUACCCACAAGGAAACGUUUACCACACUGACUUUUGGAAAAACUUGCUGGAUGAAUCUGAGACUCUUGCAUCCUGCUGCCCAAGCGGUUAUGAGGCUAAUGAGCACGGUGGAUGCGUUUCGAUACUUGGCCCUGUUACCUCUUACACAUACUCAGAGUAUUGUAUGAUAAAAGGUGGUAGAGCCAAGUUGACAUUCAUCUCAUCCGUAGACGGCUUGACAUAUCAAGAUGGUGUAGUAUCGCUGAUGGAGCCUACUGAGCCUCUUGAGGGAACCACGGUCACAGUGGGGUUGGGAGAGGCUGUAGGAGAGACAGGAAAUGAUUUCAGUGAUAUAGCUGUCGCGACUUGGGUUCCGGUAGUACCUUUGGUCUAUAAGAAGUCAGAUAUGGAUGAGGCCAAGGGAGAAAGUGACGAGAGCGGAUCCGGGACUGGAAUAGCUACUGCCGAAGGGGGAGGUGAAAACGCCGCUUCUACUAUUCCAAGACAGGGGUUGGUCGUUGUGCUUGGAUUACUGUCGGGGAUUCUGGCGGGGACAAGCAUAUUCUUUUCUUGA